This is a messenger RNA of Triticum turgidum subsp. durum (durum wheat), 261 nucleotides long. The record is from the annotation of a GenBank genome assembly. Lineage: Eukaryota; Viridiplantae; Streptophyta; Magnoliopsida; Poales; Poaceae.
AUGUAUUGCAUGGCCUUACAAGCAUUUGGAAGUGAGUUAAUGGCAAAUGCGGCAAUGCGUUGCGACCACAAGCAAGCUGAGGAGAAGUGUGCUUUUGUGUCCAUCAGCCAUGAAUUUGGAGAGAGGAAGUCUGUAAGCACAGUUGUCAUCAUUGCUCUAAGGAAAUACCACGCAAAACCACAAAAUGGUAUCGUCAUUUAUAGAUUUCCAGAUUCAUUAUCCUAUUAUGUUGUGCCAACUUCAUAUAGGAACUCAAAAUAA